Anoplopoma fimbria (sablefish) is the source of this 3208-nucleotide messenger RNA. It is a transcript of the gene oma1, whose product is annotated as OMA1 zinc metallopeptidase. The record is from RefSeq and is a predicted model, not a curated record. The transcript has 8 exons. Gene Ontology annotation, biological process: protein quality control for misfolded or incompletely synthesized proteins; mitochondrial protein processing. Gene Ontology annotation, cellular component: mitochondrial inner membrane. Gene Ontology annotation, molecular function: metalloendopeptidase activity. NCBI's taxonomy places the organism in Eukaryota, Metazoa, Chordata, Actinopteri, Perciformes, Anoplopomatidae. The coding region runs from base 384 to 1922 and encodes 512 amino acids.
AUCAUUUUGGAAGCGGGAUCGUCUUAAACGCCCAAACAGCGACUAAAGUUCGGUUCAGUCUUCUUAAAAAAAGUACAGAAGAUUCGCGUCGCAAGGAAAAUAAAAUGUUAUAUUUAACUCCGCGUGUUUAUGUGCUAUAAAUAAACUUUAAACCAGAUGUGAACAUGUAGAUAUACCUCCGUUAGAGGGCAGGACAAGGGGACUCUGACAUUGCCAGCCGGGGACAGCUGGUGUUCGAGGCUAUCUCAAAACAACCAAAUGAAACUUUAACGUCCCAUUGCAGUCAUUUCUACACUGAUAUGAGGGAUUCCAGCUCUCUUAUAUAAUAACAGGGGGCUGUUUUUACAUCGUCUGUAUUUGCCAAACACUUAGCAUUAAGGACAAUGGUUCUCCUCUGUGUGCUCAGGAGAACCAGCUCCUUCUCUCUGGCACGAAACUUCCAGGUUCUCUGCAGACAAGCUGGACAUCCGGGUCAGAAGACACCCUGGCUGUCUCCUCAUGUUCCUCACAGAACAGCCAACUCUUUUCACUCUUUAUCUCCUCUCUCAUUCUGCAACAAUGGGAGGAGGGCUGCCUGGUUCCAGAUUAGUCCCAGACCCCCUUUACCUCUCCAUUCUGGUUCUGGGCCCCUCUUCCACACCUCGGGUCCCCUGAGGGCCCUGCCGGCUCCUCUGCUGUGGAUGCUGCUCAAACCUCUGCAGAAGCUUGUGGCUAUAGUUCUGGGCAGGAGUAUAAGGAAGUGGUGGGUGGCUCUGCCCGCCAACCGCCGGCAGCUCAUGCGUGAGUGGGUCCGUCAGCGGCGCUGGCAUCUGGCAGCAGGGGCAGGCGUUGCUAUGGUGAUGGUAGCCCUCCUCCUCCUGACCCACCUGGACGAGUCCCCGGUGACGGGACGCACCCGCCUCCUGGUGUUCAGCAGAGAGACGUACAUGGAGCUGGCAGCUCUGACUUCAGAGGCGUACAUGGAGGAGUUUGCAGAGAUGCUGGUUCCAGUCACUGACCCUCGUCAACAGGUGGUGGAGCGGGUGGUGCAGCACCUGGCACAAAGAAACAAGGACAUCCCUGAAGUGUCCGAAGUCACCUGGAGCGUCCACGUGGUGCAGAGUCCCAACGUCAACGCCUUCGUCCUACCGAACGGGAAAGUGUUCAUGUUCACGGGGAUGCUGGACGCCGUGGCCGAUGUCCACCAGCUCACCGUGGUCCUGGGACACGAGAUGGCUCAUGCUUUACUGAGGCACUCUGCAGAACAGGCCAGUCUGUCUCAUGUCGUGGACCUCCUGUCUCUUAUUCUGCUGACAGCCAUCUGGGCCGUGUGUCCUCGAGACAGCCUGGCUCUGCUGGGACAGUGGGUGCAGGACAAGCUCUCCCAGUUGAUGUUCAACCGUCCCUUCAGCAGGAAACUGGAGGCUGAGGCCGAUCUCGUCGGGUUGCAGUUGGCUGCAAAGGCGUGUGCAGAUGUGCGAGCAGGACCCGUAUUCUGGCAGCAAAUGGAAAUCAGAGACCAGCUGACAGGAGAGCCCAGCUUCCCCGAGUGGCUGUCCACACACCCGUCGCACAAGAACAGAUUCACUCAGCUGGACCGCCUCAUGCCACAGGCUCUGGAGUUGAGGGAUAGUUGCUCCUGCCCGGCUCUACCUGCCACUGACCCCCGCGCCGUCUUCUCCAAGAGUGUUCGUUUGCUUCUGGAAACCGCCAAGCAUCAUGGGAGAGGAGAAUCAGAAGGAGCCCGAAAACCCAGCUUGCCCCACAGCCCGGCCUCGCUACCCGCCGGACUGCCUGCGGCUCUGCUCGCCCAAACCUCCCCCCUUCCUUCCCUAAAUGUGGAGCAAGAAAUGAAAGAACCAGUCUCAUGUGUAGCUUCAGAGUUAGCCGUCGCAGCCGCUGUCCCUGCUCCCGCUGAGGUGGAAGGAUCCCAGACCAGCUGACAGGGUUUUUUCAAAUCCUCACAAACUUCUAGACUGGUCAGCUGUGCUAAUCAUCCCACUAUUCAAGACAGUUUUUUUUUAUCGUCUAUCAAAUUUCAAAGACCUUGGGUGCACAGGUGGUAAAGGAGUUCUACCAUCAUAGGGUUGGUCCUUUCUCCGCACUAGAGACUCCUUCUGGUUGCCAGCACAAUGGAGGGUGAAGCCGGGGGGGGGGGGGGCAGGUACUGGGAAAAGAAGUCGCUCUGGAGAAAAUUGGUUGAAAAAAUUCAGCAAUAAAAAAAGAAAAAACAACCAAGGCCCCUUCCUAACCUUUCCCUCCACGGCAACACCCCGCUGACUGAGCUUCAGAGAAUGUUUUUCAUGCUUAGUGACUACAAAGAUGCCACAUUAAUUAGAUAACCUCCAACUGGGGGGGAAAAAUGCUGAAUGAAUCUUAGCAAAGCUUCCAUACGAUACGGAUUAAUAUGUGCAUUAUUCAUCGACACACGGAAACAGACGCGAGUAAGCACUUUGAGUGUGCAUGUCGGAGGGUUCGUCCACGGCGGGCAGAGGACAUCUACAUUCUAAUUAUGACUACUGCAUUCUCAUGCCACACACACACACACACACACACACACACACACACACACACACACACACACACACACACACACACACACACACACACACAGUAUAUUAUACAUUCUCUAUCCCUGAGGGACUUAAUGGUGUAAAUUUAUGCCGGGUUGUUUGCAGGUUUUUUUUUUUUUUUAAACACAGCUUUCUGCACAGGAUUGCCAAUAUUCACUGUCAAGCUUUAAGAGAUCUUUCAUGGGGUUUUGUAAAAAAAAUAUUUUUUAACAAGGCAAGUUGACUGAGAAAACAUCCUUAUUUACAACAACAGCCUGCGGGAGCAGUCGCACCGUGAAAGAGGGGGGGUGAUUUAUGGUUCAUAUCUUAGUAAUCGUGUGUGUGUGUGUGCUGAAACAAAAUAGCACAUUUGGUUAAACUGUGAUAUCAUAAAAAAAAGUACUACUGUGUUUUCAUUUGAAAAAUUGCAUUUGUGUCGUGCAUUUUUUUAAGGUUCAGGGUAUCGGCUUACAAAGCAUCAGACAGCAGUCGAUACACCUGCUAUGGAAGAUUUGUUUUCCUGCAAGAAAGGUGUGUUUAUAUCAGAAUCUGUUUCUACAGUUACAAUAAUUGGCCAGUGAUGGGGGUUUAUAACUAAAAUGUGCAAUGAAAAAAGCCAAGGGAAUAUUGUUGUUUGCAUAUCAAUAACUCAGCAGGAACGUGCUCUGUGUGCAAGU